UAAACAGAUUUAAUUAAUAAAAACAUAAAUGCAUUUCAAUUUUUUUUAUGUUAGAAAAGUGUUUAAUUGACGGUCUUUGUCAAAUGGAAGGAAUAGUAUCUAUUAGUAUUAGUGAGACAGAUCUGAUCUUUAAUUUCUAACAAUAUUAAUUAGAGAUCAACCCGUGCAGUAUAUCUAUAUGUUGAUCACGAUAGAAUUUCGGAAUUAGGAUUAGAAAAUCUUAAAGAAUAUUAGUACUCCAUUUUUUUUAUUAUAACUUUCAUUUGAGGUUUUUGCAUACAUAUUAAAAAUGAUUAAUUUCUGUGUUUUUCUAUUUAAUAUAUUAAUUUGUUUGAUUUUGUUAACUAAUGAGCUAAAAGUAAUAGUAAAAACUGAAAAAUAUUUAAUAUUUGCCUUGAAAUUUAAAACCACGUUUAUAAUAAAAUAAAAUUUAAAAACUAAAAUAAUACUUAAUAUGAAAUGAAAGGAAUAUAAAUAUGUAAAAUAUUAUAAAUGCAUAUUAAAAAAAAAACUAAAAGCAGAGGAAAACAAACAAAAACUGCAAAUGGGACUCUAAUAUGGAUUCAUCAUUCAAUGCACUGAGAAGUAUAGGAAACCAACCAAGUUGUUCCACGUCUGCUUCUGCCCGUUACAAAAACUUAUUCUCCAGAAAAUCUCUUCAUUAAGUUGCUGCCUCUCACGCAAACCAUGCUUAAUCCUCCACGCAACCAUAUAACCAUUUCUCACCUACCAGUUCUCUAUGCAACUCUAAAAACCAGGCCAAAAAAUUAGCUGAAACCUCUUUAAGUUCUUUACCUUUUUUAGUUCACUUAUUAGCUUCCCUCUCUCCAAAUUAUCCUUUGUUAUACGCCAAAAAAUGUCAGGAACAUCAAAUUUAGAGUCAUUUGAUCCAGAAGUCUGUGAAGGAUGUUCUUUCAAGACUUCGGGACCGAAAGUCCCUGAAGAGGGUAGAUCAAAAACCAUGACGCAGAGCAUUGUUCAUGAGCUCAAGCUUCAAAUGAGAAUUGGUUUACCAUUGGUGGCUAUGAACUUCUUGUGGUUCGAUAAGCUAACCACUACAUCUGUCUUUCUUGGACAUCAAGUUUCAGAAAUGGCAAAGACAAGAGGACAAGUUGGUUCUCGUCGGAGUAGACGUAAUCAAGGCUUGGAGGUAGUAGAUCAAGAGGACAAGGCACCGCAACUAAAAGUGAAGAAAAGAACAGCAAAGAAAACGGCUUCCCCUAAAAAGAAUUUAGUUUUAACGCCAACGAGAAGAAGUAGUAGAAUCAAGAAAGUGGCUGCUGAAGAUGAUUACAUAGAAGAUGUAACACCAUCUGACGAUGAUGAGGUAGAAGAUGUUACACCUCCUAAGGAUGAUGAAGUACAAGAUGUAACACCUGCUCAGGAUGAUGAAGUAGAAGAUGUAACACCCGAAGAUAAGGAUGAUCAGGCUGAGAAGUCAAUGUCUGAAGAAGAUAAAGACGAUGAAGAGGAUGUCAAUGGGAAAGAGGAUGAAGAAGAUGGCGAUGUCAAUGGGAAAGAGAAUGAAGAAGAUGGAGAUCUCAAUGGGAAAGAGAAUGAAGAAGAACCGGCCAAUAUGGAAGAUGAUGGAGUUCUUAAUGAGAAAGGGAACGAAGAGGAAGCUUGCGAAGAAGAAGCUCGCGAUAUGGAAGAAGAUGGCACUGCGCAAGAUGAUGAGAUUCCUAGUACUGAAGGAGUUGAGCUAGCAGGGGAGGAAGUUCAAAAAAAAAUAAAAGAGGACCUACAAAGUUGCGUAGAGUGGCUGAAAAUCCCAAUGAUAAGAUUAUGGUCACAUUCAAUGACAUUGGUGAGCAUGUUGGACCUGGUUCAGUAACACUAUCGUCGUUUCUUGGUCCUCUUGUGAGGGAACAUGUUCCGGUUACACUUGCCGAUUGGAGAAAACUUGAUGCAGCGACUAAAGCAACAAUGUGGGAAGAAAUUCAGGUUUGUAUAUAUAUUAGUAUGUUUUGUUUAACCGCAAGAUGAAAUUAUAAACAUGUUUAACUUGAUUAUUGUGAUGCAGGGGAGGUUUAACUUGCAAGAAGAGUGGCAGAAAGCUGUUAUUUUCAAGCAGCUGGGAAAUGUGUGGAGGGCUGGGAAGUCGAGGCUGGUGUCACAAGUACGUGUGGCGAAGACUGCAGCUGAGAGAAUAGCUUUAAAACCGAGCAACAUCCCAUCCCUUCAACUGUGGAACACUUGGGUUAAGAGUAAGACUACCAAAUCUUUCACAGUGAGUUAUCUACAACUAAGUAAGUUUCAUCCUUAAAGGUCAUGUCUGAUGGAUAUAAUCAAUGUCAUAUUUAUAUUGUAGGAAACGAGUAACAAGUACAGAGCGAUGAGAAGAAAUCAGAUUCCUCACACCACCAGCCGCAAAGGAAUGCUUCGUUUAGCUGAUGAUAUG
Messenger RNA from Brassica napus (rape), 2401 nucleotides. Its product is annotated as high mobility group nucleosome-binding domain-containing protein 5-like. The coding region runs from base 857 to 1834 and encodes 325 amino acids. The transcript has 2 exons. Lineage: Eukaryota; Viridiplantae; Streptophyta; Magnoliopsida; Brassicales; Brassicaceae. The record is from RefSeq and is a predicted model, not a curated record.